AUGGCAUCCACCGUAAGCCUCGACGUCCCCGACGGCCCCGUGAUGAGCCUAAUUAGCAAGCGCCUCUAUGCCCUCCGCAAGAAGCUGAACCGCAUCAACGCCAUGGAGGACUCCGUUUCCCAAGGGAAGCCGCUCAACAAGGAGCAAGAGGAGGUCCUCCGCUCCAAGCCCUCCGUCCUCGCCUUCAUCGACGAGCUCGAGAAGCUCGACCAGCCUCUCGCCUCCGCCCUCGCCGAGGAGCUCGAAGCGUCCGUCGCGUACACCCGCCACGGCACAGCCGAGAACUUCGACUCCAGCGAGCCGCCACCGCACUCCAACGAAGCCGUUCUCGAGGACCUCCUCAACUUGCUUUACUUCGGCUCGCUCUUUGACGUCAAGAGCGACUUCACCUCCAUGAUGCUCACCCGGACGCACGAGCGCGGUUGCUGCUUGACCUACGACUACGUCAUCGACGACGCCACUGAUCUGCUCGGUGAGAAGGACCUUGAUUCAUUCCUGCCAUAA
Messenger RNA from Cajanus cajan (pigeon pea), 504 nucleotides. The record is from RefSeq and is a predicted model, not a curated record. NCBI's taxonomy places the organism in Eukaryota, Viridiplantae, Streptophyta, Magnoliopsida, Fabales, Fabaceae.